Polistes dominula (European paper wasp) is the source of this 1331-nucleotide messenger RNA. It is a transcript of the gene slf, whose product is annotated as C-type lectin domain-containing protein slf. The record is from RefSeq and is a predicted model, not a curated record. Lineage: Eukaryota; Metazoa; Arthropoda; Insecta; Hymenoptera; Vespidae.
AAUUUAUAAAAAGAAAAAGAGGAUCUUAAAAAAUAAACAAGAUGAUCCUGUUACCACUGACCUUGGUAUUGGUCCUGGCAGCUAUCUGCAAUGCAGAACCAGCGAUUAAUGAAGCUAGACCACACAGUAACAGGCCAGGAAGAUUCUUAUCUCUUCCUAAUCCCCAAAAAUGUUCUAACCGACCUAAACAAUUCAAUUUCCGUGGUCACAAUUAUUUCUACAGCGGACAUGUUCCUGCCCAUGCUAAUCAAAAAGUCGAUUGGUUGGAUGCCAGAAACAUUUGCAGAGAAUAUUGUAUGGAUUUAGUAUCUAUGGAAACUCAAGAGGAAAAUAAUAUGAUCUUUAGACUUAUACAACAGAACGACGUUCCUUACAUUUGGACAUCCGGUCGUCUUUGUGAUUUCAAGGGUUGCGAAAACCGACGCGAUUUGGAACCUAAAUCAUUGUACGGUUGGUUCUGGUCGGCAAAUCGUGAGAAAAUGGCACCAACCAACCAAAUACCACCUGGCUGGGGUUUCAAUCCUUGGUCUCAAACUGGACACAAGAAAGUUAGGCAACCUGAUAAUGCAGAAUUCGAUAUCAACGGUACCAACGAGUCCUGUUUAUCCGUACUUAACAACGUUUACAACGAUGGUAUCGCUUGGCAUGAUGUUGCUUGCUACCACGAGAAACCUUUCGUUUGCGAAGAUUCCGAGGAACUCCUCAAUUAUGUCGCAAAUACCAACCGUGGUAUUCGUCUGUGAGAUGCUUUUAUACAAUUUCUCAGGCCAACGUGAUAUCACGACGGUGGUCCUUCCUCAUCAGAAUCAUCAACACCCACCCACCCCUUCUUUGCUUUUAUUACACGUUGCAAUAGAGACACGAUAAUGUUGCAUUAAUUCAAUGAAAUUGGUACAAGGAAAAUACUAUUUGAAUAUAUUUUCAUAUCAGUUAUUUUAAUCUAGAAACAAUUCGUUCUUAUUAUUUCAUCAUUUUCUUUUUUUCAUUGGCCUUGUGUUCCUUUUAUUCAAAAGUGUAGGAAUUGUUCAUAAUAAUCAUUAAUUAUUCUGAUUAAUUUAAAGGAAAUAUUCGUUUUAGAAUUUGAUUUUGUCAUAAAAAAAAAAAAAACAAAGAAAUGUUCAGUUUAAAGUGUCUCAUCGUUGCAACAUUUUCCUUCCUUCUCUCAUUUAUCCAAUGAAGUUCAACUAUAACUUUAUCCACAUCGUCCAAUAUGUAAUUAUGAUAUUUCCGAUAAAAAAUAAUUCAUUAUGUACACGUAUUUAUUGAUAGAUAUCUGGCUGACAGUUUCUGUACAUUUAUGAAUAAAUCGUAAACGUAGGUCUAGUAAGAAA